AUAGGAGCCCUUUGAAAUAGUGAAGGUGCGGCGCUAAAAGUUUGUGAAUGAGGCCCGUAGUAAGAUCAAGAAGAGUGUGUUUACCUGCCGGUCUGCACGUACUCCCUAUCUUCUUUCCUCUUGCAUCAUUAUUUCCCGGGUUCUUUUACUGGUCAACAUUAUGGCGACGCGUUUCGUGAGGGGGGUGGCGAGGACUAUGACCACAGUGGCUGCCGUCAAGACCCCAAGGCUGACCCGGGCUGGCAGGUACAUUGGCACCUCUCUGCUGGUGUCGGGUGGCGUGGCGCUGUAUGCCUCCCAUCAGGGCUCUGUGGCGGCUGCUCAGAAGGCGCCGUCCAGCCUCGACACCUCCACCUUCAUGGCAGCGCCCGUCACAGAACUCAGCGACUUGGAGGGGAAGCCACACGACAUGAGGACCAAGAUGGAGCUGAUGAUUAUGAGGAUCCAGUCUGAGUUCUGCCGAGCCCUGGAGGUAGAAGAGGGAGAGGGCUGCAAAUUCACCGUGGACAAGUGGCGGCGACACAACCCCAGUGAGGGCGGCGGUGUGACUUGUGUGCUGCAGGACGGCAAGAUAUUUGAGAAGGCUGGGGUGAACAUAACUGUGAUGACAGCGCCUCUCUCUAAGGAGCUGCAGGCAAGCAUGAGAGCAAGAGGGAAGAAGUUGCCGGAGGAUAAGAAGUUCUCGUUUUUUGCGGCAGGGAUCAGCUCAGUCAUCCAUCCAAGGAACCCUCACGUACCCACAAUUCACUUCAACUACCGCUACUUCGAGAUGCAGGACGAGGAUGGCAACAAUAAACACUGGUGGUUUGGGGGAGGCACAGACUUGACCCCAUACUACCUUGACGAGGGGGAUGUGAAGCUGUUCCAUGGGGUGCUCAAGUCCGCCUGUGACCGCCACCACCCAGACUACUACUCCAGGUUCAAGAAAUGGUGCGACGACUACUUCUUUGUCAAGUUCAGAGGGGAGAGACGAGGAGUUGGUGGAAUCUUCUUUGAUGAUCUUGAGGAUGCAGACCCAGAGAACACAUUUGGGUUUGUGAGGGACUGUGCUGAAGCUGUCAUUCCUUCCUACCUUCCCCUGGUCAAGAAGCACAAGAAUGAUGCUGUGUCAGAGGCAGAGCGGCGUUGGCAGCUGCUGCGUCGAGGGAGGUAUGUGGAGUUCAACUUAGUGUACGACCGAGGCACCAAGUUUGGAUUUGCCACACCCAACGCCAGGAUUGAGAGUAUCUUGAUGUCUCUUCCCCUUCAUGCGAGGUGGGAGUACAUGCACCAGCCAGCACCAGGCACACCGGAGUACAAGAUCACAGAGGUGCUUAAGAACCCGAAGGACUGGGUGUAGCCUGGCAACUGUGAGGGGGCCAACUUGCUCACUGAGACUUACCACUCACACCACUAAAACCUGUGCAAUUCUUAGGAGCAUCAAGUAAGAGUAAGGGAGUUAGAAGAAUGUAUUUAGUGUGUUGAUUAGUGGUGGUGGUGGUGGUGUAGAAAGUUUAGUCUUGGUUGGUGAUUAAAGAGAGAAAAUUUAGUGACGGUUUGUGAUCGGAGGGAAAAAAAGUUAGUCUCAGUUGGUGAUUGAAGGAAGAAAAUUUAGGGACAGUUUGUGAUUGAAGGGAAAAUAAUUAGUAAGGGAAAAAAUUAGACUCAGUUGUCGAUUCAAGGGAUAAAAUUUAGUCUUGAUUGGUGACUGAAGUGAAAAAAUAUGGUCUUGAUGUUUGUAAUUAACCCCUUCAGUAUCGGGACCCAUUUUUAUAAGUGUUGAGUACAAUAAGACGAUUUUAUAUAAAUUAGAAGCGUCUAUGGAGGUCAGACGAUUAAAUGGCCAGUCUUCACUAUUUUAAUCCCCACAUAGGUCUCUGAAUCUAUAAAAUCAAAUAGUAAACAGAAAAUACAUCGUGGUACUGAAGUGGUAUAGGAGAAAAAUUCAGUUGUUGUUUGUAAUGAAGGGAAUAAUGUGAUUAAUAAUUAUGAAAGUGUUAUGAUAUUGUGGUGUUCGUGUGGUUUGUUAAGGGUGUGUUUUUGUGUAUUGGUGACUGGUUGUUCGGUUGUUUCCUGUUGUUGUUAUAUGUUACAAGUUUAUGUUGAGUUAGUGUCCUUAUUAUUAUUUAUUUUGUUUAUUUUAUUUGUCCAUUAUUUUUUUGUUUGAGAAGUCCCAUUUUUACUUAUUUAUUUAUUUAUUUAUUUAGUUUUCUCUUGUUUCAAUUCCAUACAUUUCCUUGUUUUCAUUCAGUUUAUAUUGAUUGUUGAGUCUAGUAUGAAUUUACAGAUAAUUAAUUUCUUUAUAGAAAUUAUAAUAACUUUUUGAUAUUCAGCCAACCUCACAAUGGUGAAUUAAAUGGCAAUAGUGAUGGUGAUGAUGAUGAUGGUGAAUUUUGAUGUUUUUUUUUUAUUGAUAUAGUUUAUGUUUAUAUUUAGACCCAGGGUGCUGAUUCAUUCAUUCAUUCCAGAUAUUUUAGUUCAGAUGCAUUCAGUUUGAGCCAAGAUAAUGAAUAAGAGUAUGAAGUAGUGUAUUCUAUUUAGAUGAUUAUGUGUGCCUUAAAUCUCUAAAUAAUUCACCUACCCAUCUCUCCAUCUAUCUUCCUUUUUUCUUUCUUUCCUUCUUCUUUUCCUCUAUCUCUGUAUUCUUCUUGAUGCGACCUAAAUCCUACUGUAUUUCAGGGUUGGCCUUUCAAGUUAUUCCUCACCAUCUGUUUCUAUCCAUUGCAUCAUCUUAAACUCCUAGCCUGUUCAUGUCACUCCUUGCUCCUCUACCCCUGUUUCUCUCUUGGUAACUAACUCUAUUCAAGUAUCUGUCUAUCUUCCUCACAUUAGUGUUAAUGAAGACAAACGUAGCAUUGUAGGGAUAAAAAUACAGCAAAGAAGGUUUCCGGUUCCCACGUUGCAUCUUUUAGUCGCUUGUUAUAUGCAGAGAAUAUAGUGGUUGUAUUUUUUCAGUAUGGUUUGUAUGGUUAUAGAUUACUGUAUAGGAAAAAGACAGGUGUGUGUGUGUGUGUGUGUGUGUGUGUGUGUGUGUGUUGAACUGCUCAUGACAGAAUGGAUAUUGCUAACAUUGAUGGUUGUGUGUGUGUGUGUGUGUGUGUGUGUGUGUGUGAUGUGAUAGUAGUAGUGAUAUUGAUAGUUUUAAUGGGCUGUGUGUCUCUCUCAUGACAGUAAGCCUUCCCAUGUCAGCACAAAUGUGAAAGUGACGUGCAAUAGUUAACCAAGUACUUGUUCUCAGUUUUAAUAAGGUAUCAGGAUCAAAGAUGUUCUCGUAUAAAUGUUCUCGAAUUGCCGAAGGUUCUAUAUUUGUACUUAAUUGCUGUAUUUACUCAGUUUUUCCAUUCAUAAGACCAGUUUCAAGUAUAUGUAUUUAUUUUUCAUAUUGAUUCAAAAUACUUAUAUGUUCCGGAUGUUUUUCAAUGGUGUAGUUGAUUUUAUUUAAUGCACAAAGCUCUCCAAGUGAAAAUAAUCUACUGUCUUGUGGUGUUUUUGGGUUAUUUUCACCUUUCCAUUGCUAAGAGAGGUGAAAGGUAAACUAAGACAUUCAAAACAAAACUCUUAUAUAUUCCUUAUGUUUUUCAAUGGUGUAUUUGAUUUGAUUUAAUACACAAUGAAGACUAACUGCCAAGCUCUCCAGGUGGAAAUAAUCUGUCUUGUGUCACUUUGGUUAUUUUUAGGUGAAAGGUAAAGAAGACAUUCACACAAAAAUUCUUAAAUGUUCCUGAUAUUUUCCAGUUAUAUUUUUAGUUAAUUUAACUGCCAAGCUCUCCAAGUGAAAAUAAUCUGUCGUGUUUUUUUGUGUUGUUUUUACCUUUCCAUUGGUAAGAGAGAAGGUGGAAGAUAAAUAAGACAUCCAAAUAUUUUUCUGGGUAUGUGUAUAGAGUUUGAUUCCUCUGUUGGGACUCAUUUGCAUUAUUACAAGAGUUUGAUUCCUCUCUGGUGGAGGAAAUUGUUGAAGAAUUAUAAAAAUGCUCUUCUAUAGAGUGGAUAUUUUAGUAUAAUAAAGAUAUUGAUAUACCAAAAA
Messenger RNA from Portunus trituberculatus (swimming crab), 4003 nucleotides. It is a transcript of the gene Coprox, whose product is annotated as oxygen-dependent coproporphyrinogen-III oxidase-like. Gene Ontology annotation, molecular function: coproporphyrinogen oxidase activity. The record is from RefSeq and is a predicted model, not a curated record. The transcript has 9 exons. Gene Ontology annotation, cellular component: cytoplasm; mitochondrial intermembrane space. Lineage: Eukaryota; Metazoa; Arthropoda; Malacostraca; Decapoda; Portunidae. The coding region runs from base 161 to 1339 and encodes 392 amino acids.